Raphanus sativus (radish) is the source of this 940-nucleotide messenger RNA. RefSeq names its product glutathione S-transferase DHAR1, mitochondrial. NCBI's taxonomy places the organism in Eukaryota, Viridiplantae, Streptophyta, Magnoliopsida, Brassicales, Brassicaceae. The record is from RefSeq and is a predicted model, not a curated record. The coding region runs from base 143 to 784 and encodes 213 amino acids. Gene Ontology annotation, molecular function: glutathione dehydrogenase (ascorbate) activity. Gene Ontology annotation, biological process: protein glutathionylation; ascorbate glutathione cycle; cellular oxidant detoxification. The transcript is spliced from 3 exons.
AAAGAUAACAUUGUCCCUCCGCAAUAAUGGACCACUGGUUUGGUUGAUUCACUAAAGAGAGUGUGUGUGUGUGAGGACUCUAUUUAAAGGCACUGCUUAACUCGAUCAUUAUUCCAUCGCUCCAAAUAAAAUUAAAAAGAAGAUGGCUCUCGAAGUCUGCGUGAAAGCCGCCGUUGGUGCCCCUGAUGUUCUCGGCGACUGCCCUUUCAGCCAACGGGUUCUUCUCACCCUCGAGGAGAAGAAUCUGCCCUACAAAAUGCAUCUCAUUAACGUCUCCGACAAACCUCAAUGGUUCUUAGCCAUUAGUCCUGAAGGGAAAGUACCAGUGCUUAAGAACGACGACAAGUGGGUUCCUGACUCCGACGUCAUCACCGGCAUUCUCGAGGAGAAGUACCCCGAGCCAUCUCUCAAAACCCCUCCCGAGUUUGCCUCCGUCGGAUCCAAAAUCUUCGGCGCUUUCGUCACUUUCUUGAAGAGCAAAGACUCCAGCGACGGAUCCGAGAAGGCCUUGCUCGAUGAGCUUGAAGCUCUCGAGGCUCACCUCAAGACUCAUGACGGUCCUUUCAUCGCGGGUGGGAAAGUCAGCGCGGUGGAUCUUAGCUUAGCACCAAAGCUUUACCAUCUCAAGGUCGCUCUCGGACACUACAAAAGCUGGUCCGUCCCCGAGAGCUUGCCUCAUGUUCAUGGCUACAUGAAAGCGUUGUUCUCUCUCGACUCCUUUGAGAAAACAAAGACCGAGGAGAAGUAUGUGAUAGCAGGAUGGGAACACAAGGUCAACCCCUGAUGUCAAGUACUACUAGUUCCUCCAUCUGUUGUGUGAUGGAUGAUGAUGUGGUUCAAGGUCUAUCUUCUCUUAUAUCAGUAAAAUAAUGUUCUUGGACCUGUUUAUGUUGUUGUUAUUGUGUAUCAAAUCAAAUAAUAAGGAUCGUUUGAAUUAAAA